AUGUCACUAAAAAACCUCAAUCCGAAAGAGUUUGACGGAAUUCUAGCCACCGCUUCAAGCUCGCGUUCAGGUAAAAAUCCAGCAAUUCAAGAAACAAAAUUUGCUACAGGGAAAAAAAAUAAAAAAACACAUUCAGUCCAUGCUCUGAAUGAGAGCUCUAGUAAAGUCGGCAGUAAAAAAAGAAUGAGUAGACACUUGAAUUCCUCGAAGGUAUCUGAGGUUAAAGAAGGUUGUGAAAUGAAAUCGAGUAAUGAAUACUUAAAAAUUGCUGCUGGUGAAGAGUCAUCUGGUUUUACUGCAGAAUUUAAUACCAAAUCCGAGGAUAUUGCUCAAGGACUAAAAAGAAAAAAUAACCAAGCGGAUACUAAACCAAAUAAUAAGCGUUUUAAAGUAUCAACACCAAAAAUUGCACAGUCGGCAUCGAAUUCUACGGAUUUUGGUCAUCUGAAACAAAAUCCAUAUGAGGAUGAUCAGGAUGAUCAGGAUCAUAAUGAUUCAAAAGAGGAGCUAGGCAAUGAGAUACGAAGCUCGUUAAAAGAGUUUAAGGAAGAUCUGGGCAAUGAAACACGAAACUUGUUAAAGGUUCAGGAAGAUCUGAGAAAAGAAAUACGAAACUCGUUAAAAGUUCAGGAAGAUCUGAUAAAAGAAAUACAAAAUUCGUUAAAAGAGUUUAAGGAUGAUCUGAGCAAUGAAAUACAAAAAUUGUUAAAGGUUAAGAAAGGUCUGAAGAAAGAAAUACGAUCGUUAAAGGGAUUUAAGGAAGAUCUGAGGAAAGAAAUUAAAGAAGAGUUUGCAUGGGGAUUGAAUGAGAUGAAAACAGAAAUACGACCGUUGAAGGAAUUUAAGGAAGAUCUGAGGAAAGAAAUUAAAGAAGAGUUUGCAUGGGGAUUGAAUGAGAUGAAAACAGAAAUACGACCGUUGAAGGAAUUUAAGGAAGAUCUGAGGAAAGAAAUUAAAGAAGAGUUUGCAUGGGGAUUGAAUGAGAUGAAAAAAGAACUGUUAGCCAAUGUCUUAAAAGAGGGAAAAGGCGAAAAAGAGGGCAAUGAAAUACGAAACUCAUUAAGGGAGUUUAAAGAAGAACUUAAGAAAGAGCUAAGAGAGGAGUUUGCAAGAGAAUUAAAUAGGAUGAAAAAAGAACUCAAUAAUGACACAGAAAUAAAGGAUAGGGAAAAUACGGAGGAUAUGGAAGAGGAUACGAUCCACUCGACAGCAGAAUCAUCUUCCGAAGAUGACGAGUCUUCGGAGGAAGAUUCCAACUCGUCAACAGAGGAAUCGGAGGACGAUAGUUCAUCCUCAGGCCGGUGCUCGCCACCAUUGAUACAUCAAGAUUAUAUACGCACGGAAAGAGUAGAAAUUGCUGCUAAGCUGUUCAAAAGAAUUGAACCACCACCGCCGAUGUUUAAGGAUCUUCCUGGAAUUAUAGAAGAGAGCAAUCGGCAAUGGGAGAAGAAGCAGAAACAAAUAGAGGAAGAUAAAAUGGAGAGGUUGAGAGAGGCUGAGAGGAGACGUGAGAAUUUCAGAACGGCGUCAGCGAUGAUUAGUGAGUUGUUUCCAGAGUCGUCAGACUCAGACUGA
Ambispora gerdemannii is the source of this 1575-nucleotide messenger RNA. Lineage: Eukaryota; Fungi; Glomeromycota; Glomeromycetes; Archaeosporales; Ambisporaceae. The record is from the annotation of a GenBank genome assembly.